GGGGCAGAGCCAGCGCUGAGCAGCGGCUCCUGUCGGGCGCAGACGACCGGCCGGACUGGGCCGAGCGGCGUCUCCCUCCGCACCAUGUGCAGCGCGAUGGUGGUGCCGACGCUGGGAAGGGAGCUCUUCAGGAAAAACGAAGUUGAGCUGUCGAACGCCGUCGUCACUUCCAGCGUGACGUCCGGGCUGUACCCAGUCAAGGUGGAGGACCCCAACGACUUCUUCGACCUGUGCUCCCUCAACAAUGGCAUAGAAAGCGACAUGGACGUGGGCUCCGACCUCGGCCAGUGGAUCAACUCCCUGGUGAACAAGAACACGCCGGCGGGCGGCGACACCAUGCCGUGGGAGCGCGAGGCCAGCGCGCCCGUCACCUCGCGCGAGGUCAAGGAGUGGCUCUACGAGAACAAGGAAAAGACGUGCGAUCCGCUGUGGGGCAGUGACACGCAGCAGGUGAAGCAGGUAACAACCACGGACGCCGGCUGCCGCUCUCCCGACAGCUUCAGCAGCCCCGACACGCUGCUGUUCACGUCCAUGAUCGCCGACGAGGCCAUCAAGCCGGUGAACCCGUCGGACGUCAUCAGCUCGUCGGACGACCUCAUCACGCUGCAGCCGCUGCAGCCGCUGCAGCCGAUGAACCCCGUACACACACUCAACGGCUUCCACUCGGAUGUCAUGAUCGACGACAUGAGCGACCCAAAGCAGGUCAGCGAGGUGGACCUGGACAAGAUGGUGCAGGACUAUCUGUAUAAUGAGGAGCCAGCGCCGCAGACCAAGCUGGACGAGAUGCCGGCUACGACGAUCAUCGGCGCUGGCGGCACGCCCAUCCGGAUAUGCGGCCUGCCGCCUUCCUCCAUCGGCUUCUUCCCGACGUCGGCCGCGCAGCCGGGCGCCUACAAGCUGGGUAGCGCGCCGAUGACGCCCAGCCCGCCGGCCGAGAAGCCGGUCGACAAGGCCGGACUCGAGGACAAGUGGGCCGCCAGCCGCGCCGACAACCCCUCCAUCCUGGAGAACGUGCUGCGCGGUACCAUGCCGCCCAGCUCGCGCGCCGGCCUGACCGCAAGUCAGCAGAAGCGGGUGAACGGUGACCUGAAGGAGAUCCAGCUGUCGUUUCCGGUCGGCGGCUUCCAGACGUUCUCGCGCAACAUGGUCGCCGGCAGCGGCGGCAGCAACGCCGUGACCUCGUCGCCGUACACGUGCGAGACCAACCAGGCGACGAGCACGUGCAGUCCCAACAAGCCGGACAAGGUGCUGUCCUCGGCCGACACUUCCCAUGAUCUCUACGUGAACACCAUCGACAUCGGCAUGUCCAACGCCCAGACGGUGAUGGGCCAGAAGAAGGAUCAGCCGCGGAAGCGCAAGUACUCCAAGCGCGCCGCGGUCGACGGCGAAGCCCCGCCGUCCCGCGGGCGCUUGCUCCACUUCUGCCACAUUUGCAAUAAGGGCUUCAAGGACAAGUACUCAGUCACCGUCCACAUCCGCACGCACACCGGAGAGAAGCCGUUUCAGUGCGACCUGUGCAACAAGUGCUUCCGGCAGAAAGCGCACUUAGCAAAGCACAUACAGAUACACAACACCCCGAAACCGCCGCCUGCCAAACGGUAAACAGGCGGACAUGACAUGACAUUGACUGUUACCAUGGUGACGAGUUACCGUAGACUGUAGUGCUACCGUAGUGCGGCCUGCUCAGGAACUUUGCUGCCCUAGAACUGUGAUUUUGUUAUCUUCCUGGAGAAAGAAGCAUCUCCAUGUAAUCGUUCUUUUGUUCUUGUUAUGGAUGCGUAUGGUUGUGUUGGUGUUCAUAUUCUUCCGACGUGUUUGGCAAGGCUCUUUUGUAUUAUGGUCUGAACGGAGCUUUAUCGAAUGUCCCUGUCGGCCGGUCACGGAAAUGGAGUUAUCGAGCAGUGCUUGGGAGCUGCUCUGGCUCAGGCCUUAUGGCAGACCAGUAAAGGCUUAAUUUCAUUGAGCAAAACGCCAAACGACGCGUCUCCUCUCUCCGCCUUAUCCUCGAGAGCAAAGAUGUUCAGAGUGUGGCCACCGCAAGCGCGCAUUAGUAUGCUUGAAUGAAAACGCACCGGAUGGCCGCAACAAAGCAGGCUGCAGCGACAACCGACCGGCACAGCGUUAAGUACAAAGCCGAGACUGCGGCGAAUUCGCCUUAUUUAUUUGGCCUGCGGCGGUGUGGCCAUCUGUUGUUGCUUCUGCGGGCGUGACGCUGGCCCGUGUUAGGAGGGGG
Messenger RNA from Pollicipes pollicipes, 2233 nucleotides. Its product is annotated as sal-like protein 1. Bases 85 to 1602 code for a protein of 505 amino acids. NCBI's taxonomy places the organism in Eukaryota, Metazoa, Arthropoda, Thecostraca, Pollicipedomorpha, Pollicipedidae. Gene Ontology annotation, molecular function: RNA polymerase II transcription regulatory region sequence-specific DNA binding; DNA-binding transcription factor activity, RNA polymerase II-specific. Gene Ontology annotation, biological process: regulation of transcription by RNA polymerase II; embryonic hindgut morphogenesis; embryonic pattern specification. The transcript has 2 exons. The record is from RefSeq and is a predicted model, not a curated record. Gene Ontology annotation, cellular component: nucleus.